Molecule: messenger RNA, 2042 nt
Organism: Solea senegalensis (Senegalese sole)
Lineage: Eukaryota; Metazoa; Chordata; Actinopteri; Pleuronectiformes; Soleidae
Gene: rassf9
Product: Ras association domain family member 9
Exons: 2
Coding region: 123-1439 (438 amino acids)
Biological process (GO): signal transduction
Source: RefSeq, a predicted model, not a curated record
GCUGUCGGGACACCCUCAACUUUUCCCAAACACACCGCACACUACACUUGUCCAACGUCCACUCCUCUGCCAUGCGCGGGCUGUAACUUUCUUCGGCUCGUUCCUUCUUGCGCUCCCGAGUCAUGGCUCCGUUUGGAAGGAACUUCCUGAAAGCGCGACUGAAAAGCAGGACGGCAGACGCCGAGCCUGUCAUAGGAAAGGAGAUCCAGGUUACUGUCUGCAAUGAGGAAAAGGUUGUGUGUGGUGUAACGAAGCACACAACCUGUGCAGAUUUGAUUCAGGCGUUACUCGAGGAUCACAAGUCAGUCCCCGAGAGCAAGCGGCUCCUGCAUGGGGAACCCAAAGACUUCUGUCUCGUUGAGCGCUGGAAGGGUUUUGAGAGAGCGCUGCCUCCUCUCACCAGGAUCCUGAGGCUCUGGUAUGCCUGGGGUGACCAGCGACCCUUUAUCCAGUUUCUCCUCUUUAAAACCAGUGAUUUUGUGCCUCAGCCCAACAAGAGGGCUACAAAAGCCAAGGGGGCCAAGCAGAAACGGUGGGAGCAUGGUCAUGCGCAGUACCCCCAGUCUCUGCCUGUGGAGAAGCAAAAGCGCAUGGUGAAGAAAGCUUUCAGGAAGCUGGAAAAGCUUCACAGUGAGAGCAAAAGCCCCCCGGGCGCCGAGGAGAUUCAAAGGAUGGUGCAGCUCAUUCUCAACCAGGAUCACACCAUCCGGGAGCAGAUCCAACGCAUGAGGGAGCUGGAUAUGGAGAUUGAGGAGUUUGAGCUACAGGCACAGAAAGAAGCCGAGUGUGAGAGUGCACUGGCUCAGGCUUGUGGUCAGAGUCUGGAGGCAGCGCACGGUGAGGAGCAGCGGCAGGAGUACCUGUACACCCGUGAUGGAAUUGAGCAGCUUGACCUGCAGGUUCAGAGACACCAGGAGCUCAUCCUUCAGCUGACUCGGGACAUCGACACAGAGCUGAGGACGGCCAGCUUCCCAUUAGACCAGCACGAAGAGAGCUACGAGGAAGGUGCAGCAGCUGCUUCCUGGAUUGGCUCCGAGACAGACCAGCGGUUCUACGCCGACGAACUUGAGAAGCUGCAGGAUGAACUGCAACACAGCCUUUUUGCUGGUGUGUCUCUGCACAACCAAGCCGCAGAGGUAGACAAGCAGCUCAAGUUCUUUGACACUACGCUGGUCUCCAAGGACCAGGAGUGCUGGCAGCUGGCUGCCCAGCUCAGGUCACUGCAAAUCAGGGACAGCACAGACGACAAGUCCAGUCCUCCGUCGCUGCAGAACUGUGAGACUCAGUGUUGUGUCUCACAGACAGUGAAACUCAAACAUAGCCUGUCCCCCGUAGACAUUGCAGACACAGACUCAGACACUGGGAUUAGCUCAACACACAGUCAAGACUCGCUGUCACCAUGUCUGGACUUUCCUCCCCCACUGGAUACAGACGUUUGAACAACCCACAUGACCCUGCCAUUUAAGGCUCUGUGUGCAGUCGUCCCCAGUUUGUGCCCAUCAUUUCAUUUGAACUUACAUUUCUGCGCUGGUUUGAUAUUUCAUGAAACAAGUUAGUAAUUUGGUAAAAGCUUAAUGGAACAGCUAAAACAAUGUUUGAAUAACCAAGGAACAUCGAAUUGAAUUAGUUUUCAAGUAGGAAUACAAAGUAUUCUUUGGUCUUUGCUUCUCUUAUUAUGUCCCUGCUUUUGUUCUGCAUAAUAUUAUGAAUCUCUGUGAUAAUGAAUUUAAAGCUGGAUGGAUAACUUCUUGUUAUUGAGUUAUUAUGAUGGUAAAACUGAUUACACUAGUACAAUGGUGAUAGAACAAUGACACUAUUAUAUUGACUAUGCUUUCUUCUUGCCCACCAGGGAGGGUUCUCAGAAGCAUUAUGAAUCACAACAAUGUAUUUUCCCUGUUUUGUUUUUUUUUAAAGGUCCAAGAUAUGGGGAAUCUAACAACAGAAAUAAAUACAAUAUUUAUUGUUUAGACCAGUUCCGCUUCCACAAAGGUUUUUGGAUUGUAUUGCCAUGCAAAAGGCACUCAUUCAUUCAUUGUAUUCUA